UAUUAGCCUUUCUUUGUCUGUCAAAUCUCAAAUGGAGUACUCUACCCAACAACUUGUUAUUCCAAAGAUUGAAGAAAACCCACUUGAAUUUGACUACUUAGAGUACUACUAUCAAGACCCAUUUCAAAUUAGUACUACUUCGUUAUUUGAAGCUCCACUGCUUGAAGAUUUCCAUGACCAUGAAUUCAAUUCACUAGCUUUGCCAUUAUCAGAAGAUUACAACCAAAUUCCCCGCAUGGGUUUUCAAGGACUUGAAGAUUUCAGCACCUGGGACUUUACUGCUUUGGACAUCACCACUGCUGUUUCAUCACCAUCUCGUUGUGAUAAUCAUGUGCUUGAUGAAAAGCCUCUUCCAACAAUGGUGGAUUCUUUUGACUACUUGGACAAUGUCCCAAGUGAUUCUGGUCAUGGUGAAGUUUCAUUCAAGAUUGAAACAUCUGGUUUUUCAUCAUCUCAUUGUGAUUCUUUGGUGUUUGAUGAAAAGCCUCUUACAACAAUGGUGGAGUCCUUUACCUACUUGGACAAUGUCCCAAGUGAUUUGGGUCAGCAUGAAGUUUCAAUGAUGACUGAAAGCUGUGGCUUUUCAUCAUCUCAUUGUGAUUCUGUGGUGUUCAAUGAAAAGCCCAUUUCAACAAUGGUAGAGUCAUUUGACAACUCAAACAAUGUCCCGAGUGUUCUGGGUCCCCAUGAAGCUUCCAUGAGGACUGAAAGCGCUACUGCUUUUGCGUCGUCCCAUAGUAAUUCUCUGGUGCUUUAUGAAAAACCCCUUUCAACAAUCGUGGAUUCUUUCGACUACUCUGAUAUUCCUACACCUGAUUUGGGCCAUGAUGAAGUUUCAGUGAUGAUUGAAAAUGGGUUUCCUAGUUGGGACAUAUCAGACAUUAGUUGUAAAAGAGAGACAAGUAAUAGAAGGAGAUAUAAUACAGAGAUGAAGAUCAAGUCUGAUUCUUUGGAAUUUGAGGAGAUAAAGAAGUACUUUGACCUCCCCAUAACAAAAGCAGCCAAGGAACUGAAGGUGGGAGUGACUUUGUUGAAGAGGAGGUGCAGGGAGCUCAACAUCAUGAGGUGGCCUCACAGAAAGAUUAGGAGCUUGAACUCUCUCAUUGAAACUCUCAAGGGAAUGGGUUUGAGAAAUGAGGUAAAGAUGCUGGAGGAGAACAAAAGGCUUCUAGAGCAAGUGCCAAACAUGGAGCUAACAAAGAGAACCAAAAAGCUGAGGCAGUCUAUUUUCAAAGCUAACUACAACUACAAAAAGCAGAUGUCUUUGUCUUUGUUGCUUGGAUGA
Molecule: messenger RNA, 1285 nt
Organism: Rosa chinensis
Lineage: Eukaryota; Viridiplantae; Streptophyta; Magnoliopsida; Rosales; Rosaceae
Product: protein RKD3
Exons: 3
Coding region: 32-1285 (417 amino acids)
Molecular function (GO): DNA-binding transcription factor activity
Source: RefSeq, a predicted model, not a curated record